GUGAUGAUGUCAUGCGGCCUGGGUUAGAGAAGAGGAAGCAGAAAACAACAACAAGCCUGUUGGGUCAGUGACAGAUAGAAGUCACGCUGAGGUGAUCAUUCUAGACUAGUAGUCACAAAAUCAGUCUUAUAUCAAUCCUUGCUGUCGUCCCGAGGGCAAGAUGUCUUUGUUUGGGAAGUUAUUUGGUAGCAGUGGGAAAGGGGGUAAAUCUGCAAGCCCCCAGGAGGCUAUCCAGCGACUGCGAGAAACAGAAGAAAUGUUGACCAAGAAACAGGAAUUCCUGGAGAAAAAGAUCGAACAGGAGCUUGUAACGGCCAAGAGAAACGGAACGAAGAACAAAAGAGCUGCAUUACAGGCACUGAAGCGUAAGAAGCGCUACGAGAAGCAGUUAGCCCAGAUUGACGGCACCCUUUCUACCAUUGAGUUCCAGCGGGAGGCGCUAGAAAACGCCCACACCAACACUGAGGUCAUCAAGAAUAUGGGUUAUGCUGCCAAGGCCAUGAAGGCUGCCCAUGACAACAUGGACAUCGACAAAGUGGACGAACUUAUGCAGGACAUCACAGAACAGCAGGAGCUGGCACAAGAAAUUUCAGACGCAAUCUCAAAGCCUGCUGUUUUCGGGGAUGAAUUUGAUGAAGAUGAGCUGUUAGCUGAACUGGAAGAGCUGGAGCAGGAGGAGUUGGAUAAGAACCUUCUGGAGAUCGGAGACAAUGUACCACUGCCAAACGUGCCCUCUACAUCCUUACCUUCCAGACCAGCAAAGAAGAAAGAAGAAGAGGAUGAGGACGACAUGAAAGACCUGGAGGCGUGGGCUGCCAAUUAAUGCUCGUUCUGCUCCACCGAAACCCAUACACACUAUAUAAAAGACAUAAACCUCACUCCGAUACCUGUUACUAAAGGACCUGGAAGGACUCUUCAGUAUGUUUUACAGUAUGACGUCUUUGUCUCUAAAAUAGGUUAAUAUAUAAACACACACGAAAGUAAAACAAAAACAUAAAUGCAGCUGCUCCAAAAAAAAGAAAAAAUCUCCUGCCAGGCUUACAGUCGACACACUCAUCUAAGCAAGUCUGAGAUUUCGCCUCUUUUCUCCUCAUCUCUGGACUGUUCUGACAUGAAAAAGGCUUGUUGUAGAUCAGCGUUUGUGUCCGUUACCUGUAGUCAUAACUUCCGUCACAAGGAAUCCUCCGCUUGCUCCAAGAAACCAAUACACUCGGAAACCCUUUGCACGCAGGGGAUGGUGUCUGUAAUGCUCUGUCACAUUUUUGGAGAAAACAUGGUAUAUUACAAGUUUAUUUCACACAAUACUCAUUGUUCACAUGCACACAUGCAAGUUUUGUUAAAAGCACUGUAAGCCCUUUUUGAUUCUCUGCAUCGAGCAUUUCAGAUGGUGACGCAAGCGCAGGUGCUUCCCACGCCUACGGGACGUCCUAGAUCAGCACUUAGGCUUUAUGACUACAAGACUUGGUCUCCAUUUUAGGGCUGAGGUUGGCACGAAGGUGUCACAAUCCACCUUUUAAACAUGCAUCAAGUUUGAGCAGUGAGAGGCUUCUUCUACUGUACAUAGCAUCUCUCUUUAAUGGCAUGAUGGUUUACGGUCUCUUGACAGCAUGGGAUUCCUAUAUUGAAUAGGUCUCUUUACUCAAGAAACAUACUGUAUUUGAGAUAGUUCAGAAGUACUCUUAAGAUGUCUUUACACUAGAAGUGGUUUAUUGAAAUGGGUGUUGUAUUAGGGGAAAAAACGACAUGGCUUGUUGUAGAUUUCAGAUUUGUGUCUAAUUUUUGAGGUAUGAAUGCAUUCAAACAGAUUUCUACCAGGACAGACAGCACAGAUUAAUGUAAUAUCAUGCUUUAUUUUACAGAGUGCACUACUAUGAUGUUCUGGUACAGUGGUUUUUAUUAUUUUUCCUCUCCUGAGAUUCUAUAAAAACAUUUAUUUAUCACUCUGAAGGUUUCACUCACAUUGUUUGCUGUUUGUUUGUCAUUUUGACACUCGUUUAUGUUGUCCUUUUCUGCCUUUCAACUUUACACUUACAUUAAAGUUUUGCCAAAUUAA
This is a messenger RNA of Ctenopharyngodon idella (grass carp), 2053 nucleotides long. RefSeq names its product charged multivesicular body protein 4Ba (gene chmp4ba). The record is from RefSeq and is a predicted model, not a curated record. Lineage: Eukaryota; Metazoa; Chordata; Actinopteri; Cypriniformes; Xenocyprididae. The transcript is spliced from 5 exons. The coding region runs from base 161 to 823 and encodes 220 amino acids. Gene Ontology annotation, cellular component: multivesicular body; cytoplasmic side of plasma membrane; ESCRT III complex. Gene Ontology annotation, biological process: vesicle budding from membrane; late endosome to vacuole transport via multivesicular body sorting pathway.